Molecule: messenger RNA, 796 nt
Organism: Diatraea saccharalis (sugarcane borer)
Lineage: Eukaryota; Metazoa; Arthropoda; Insecta; Lepidoptera; Crambidae
Source: the annotation of a GenBank genome assembly
UAUCUCACUAGUCUUGAAAUAUGCUUCACGUGCUAUAGUAUCGCGGACAGUAGGAAUGGUUUAUCAUAGUAAACAAGCGAUACAUAAGUAUUUAUAAUUAUUAAAAUUGAGUAUUAUAUUUUCAGAUAGAUGGAUAUUACUAUUGUGAAGCAUGUAAUCGCAUAAUGCGAUCUACAUUCGAAGUAACUUCUCAUAUCAUAGAUGAAAAACAUAAAGUGAAUAUUAAAACUCCUAUUCCUGAUACAGUGAUAGAUAACACAGUUUGUCGUUAUGACAGCGGCUAUGUCAUAAUUUCGAACGUAAUUGUUUCUGAUCUGCAGUGGAAUUGUAUAUCCCUCAAAGAGUGUAUGCUAUGCCGUCAAAGUAUUGUGCCGAGUAUAAUCAAGAAUCAUAUAUACUCUACCCCACAUGUAAUAAAUCUUAUACACUCUCGAAUUUAUAAAAAUGAAGACAGCUACUAUAGAAAGGUAAGAUUUUUGUAUUCCAUAUUUUUAUGAGAUGUGGCGAUAUUUUGGACUUCGGGUAAUGCGAAACUAAAUUCGGCACAUGUGAAACAAUUUUCAGUGUGUCUGAGACACUGGCUCGGUUAUAUCAAAGCUUUACUAUGCGCAGAUGGUGUCACGUACGACAAUAAUAAAAGGCGUGAAAAUCAUGAAAAUUUACUUUUAAUUAGUUUGAUUAUGACACAAAACAAAAUAUUAUAUAUAUAAUAAUCGUAACAUAUGCAUAGAUAUAUCCAUAUAUAGGUAUAUAUUAAUUUAACAGUAAUCUUCUCGGAUUUCCUUAAAAUUUAUCU